Molecule: messenger RNA, 324 nt
Organism: Enterobius vermicularis (human pinworm)
Lineage: Eukaryota; Metazoa; Nematoda; Chromadorea; Rhabditida; Oxyuridae
Source: the annotation of a GenBank genome assembly
AUGUCUGAAGGUACAGCGCCUAAUGAACAAGGAGACACUUCUGCCCCAGCACCGGGUACCAACACGGAAUAUAUUAAACUAAAAGUUGUGGGCCAGGCGAGUUAUUUUGAUUCUAACGAAGUGCAUUUUCGAGUGAAAUAUGGGACUUCAAUGGGGAAAUUAAUGAAGAGCUAUGCUGAUCGAACUGGAGUAGCAGUCAAUACACUUCGUUUUCUUUUUGAUGGUCGUCGUAUAAAUAAUGAAGAUACCCCUAAAAGUUUAGAAAUGGAAGAGGAUGAUGUCAUUGAGGUUUAUCAAGAACAAGUAGGAGGAUUUGCCCAGUGA